AAACGCUAUCAUCGCUUAAAACACCACUGAAUUAAGAGAUUUUCGCCUCUCAUUACAUACCGUUUCUCUCCAAAUAAGUAUUUAUACGUUUUGUUGCCUCGACUUAUAUGUGAUCGAUGUAUUUGAAGUUGUCUGAAAUCUGUUGUAGACGUUGAAAGAAUAGUGAAUAGACAGCGAAAAAACAAAUCUUAAAUCAAAUCAAAAGGCAAACAAAAAAAUAUCUGAAAUCAAAUCAAAGAGAUUGAAAGAAGAAGAAAAAACACAGAGAGAAAGAGUGACAAACAUUUGUACAUUGAUUUGUAUGCAUUGUUUGUAGUGUUUGUCUGUUUUAAUGAUGGAUACAAUGAUGGCAACAGCGCUGAUGACUACUAUGUGAGCGAUGGGUACGUGUCUGAGCGCAGUGGCCAACAGUGAGCGCCGGAAAUGCCAGUUACGGAGCAAAGAGAUUGAUCGCCAACUGUCCGAUGCGGAGCGACAGGAGCGCAAUGUGAUCAAGAUAUUAAUACUGGGCACCGGCGAGUCCGGCAAGAGUACCCUGGUCAAACAAAUGAAGAUCAUUCAUAAUGAUGGCUAUACCAAAGAUGAGAUGCGAGGCUUUAGGGAAUUUGCUCAACAAAUACUGAAUUGCAAUCGAUAUUACGAUGAAUUCACAACAUUAAUACCAAAUGUGGUGACGGCUCUCAAGAGUCUCUGGAAAGAUAAGGGCAUCCGUGAAGGGGUGGCCCGAGGUUUCGAGUACGAGCUCAACGACUCGGCCCUUUAUUUCUUCGAGAACAUGACUCGCAUAACAGCCGAUAAAUACAUACCAAACACGACGGAUGUGUUGCGGUCCCGGGUGCGGACCCACGGCGUGGUGGAGACCGAGUUCAAAGUGGAGAGUCUGGUCAUCCGUAUGUAUGACGUGGGAGGGCAGCGGUCGGAGCGGCGAAAGUGGGCGCAAUGUUUCGACGACGUGCGGGCCCUCCUCUUCGUGGUGGCCAUCAGUGAGUACGACAUGACACUCAUCGAAGACCCCAAUCGGAACCGUUUGCGCGAAUCGUUUCAACUGUUCUCCACAUUUUGCGGAAGCGUUUACUUCAAAUUCACUGCCACUGUAUGUAUGGCCGGGUAUUGGGAGGAUAACUGCCCACAACUCGGGCUAUUGUUUCUUAAUAAACUGGAUCUGUUUCGCGAGAAGAUCCUGUUUACGGAUCGACAGCUCCGGUAUUUUGUGCCCGAGUAUAGGGGCCCCGACCGGGACUGCGACGCCGCCGCCCUUUUCAUUCAGCACAGGUUUGAUACGAUGUAUAACCAAAACAAGCGGGUCUUCUCGCACUUCAUAACCGCCACCGACACCAGUAAUGUGAAGGAAGUGUUUCAAUCAGUCAUACAAACCAUUGUUAAGGAAAACCUGAGACAAUCGACGCUAAUAUAGCAUCGCAACCGAAAGCCGAUACACUAUUUUUAUCUGACAUAUCAUGCAAUUUAAAUGUCAAAAUCAAUUUUCAUAUCAAGUAUAAUAUCAUAAUCAAAAUGCACUUUCAAUGUGUGAAACCCAAUCCC
Medioppia subpectinata is the source of this 1542-nucleotide messenger RNA. NCBI's taxonomy places the organism in Eukaryota, Metazoa, Arthropoda, Arachnida, Sarcoptiformes, Oppiidae. The record is from the annotation of a GenBank genome assembly.